ACCACACGUGGACCAGCACAAGGUUUGCAGUUCGCACAGAAAAGUUUGAAACGUUUUUACAACUGGAGUUAACAGGCUUUCCCGUUUGUGCCGUUGUGCAAGAGGGAACCCCAUCUCAAGAAAAUGCCAUCAUACGCGCUUGAUCAAUUUCUUGAUUUGGAAGAGGUUAUGUGCAAGCAGCUUCUAAGCCUGGACCUCCGGGACGCAUCCAAGCAGUCAACAUUCCCAGUGAGACCUGUUGGUUACAAUAAGCCCCGGACCCCCUGUGCCCCCUCUGCAUCUAGCUCUGCCCUCUCAACAGACUCCACAGAAAGUGCAACCAUGACCUCCUGCCACUGGGGGCAGAACACAGAGGCCUCACUCCCAUCCAGAUUGAACAAGAUGUCAUUCUGGGCUGAGCGCUCGGUCAGCAUGGUGGAGCCCAGCACGUGCACCCUGGGCUGGGCCUCAACAGAGCCUAAACAGGCCCCAUCCUCCCCUACUGGUGGCCCUGUCUCCGGGUCUCCCACCUCCUCACGGUAUAAGACUGAACUGUGCCGCACCUUUGCUGAGAGUGGCAUCUGUAAGUAUGGGGGGAAGUGCCAGUUUGCCCAUGGCUUUGAUGAGAUACGUGACCUCAACAGACACCCCAAGUACAAGACGGAGCCUUGUCGCACCUUCCACACCAUCGGCUUCUGUCCUUACGGCAUCCGCUGCCACUUUGUUCAUAACAACGAGGACGACCUGGGCCCCGCCAGGCCUGGCCCUGGUCCCCAAGCCCCCCACACCAGACGACUCCCUCUGCUUAGGCAGAGCUUCAGCUUCUCAGGCUUCCCCUCUGACCCUCCACAGCUCCUGAAGCCCUCCCUCCCCCACCCCUUCCUCCUCGUGCCUUCAGUCUCCCCUCCCACCUCAGCUGACAUCACCGACCUGCUCUCACACGCCUUCUCCGAGGUGGACUGUGUCUUUGAGCCGGCCCGUGAUCUCCAGUCUCAGUUUCUCCCCUCUCCUGACUCAGGCUGUUCCCUCUGUGGACUGUCCCCCAUGCCUUCCCCCGCUCAGAACCCCUGUACCUUAUCAGAGGGCUGUGGCCUGCAGCAGAGCCAGAGUCCCCCCUGUGGGCCUGCUCUUAGGGCCAGGAGCCUCUCCUACACCUCCCUGUCUGACCACGAGGGCGGGUGUGGCAGCUCAGCCAGCAGCCUCAGUGGGUCUGACUCCUCUGGUCCAGAUGGGUCUGGUCGGCGGCUGCCCAUCUUCAGCCAGCUCUCAGUGCCUGACGAGGGCUUCAGCAGCGAGUGCUGCAGCGGCACUAGCUUCUUCCUAUAGGUAGGGUGGUCUCCUCAAACCUUCCCGACCCACUCAGUGACUCUUGUCUUGUCCAUUGAAAGACUUUUGUAAUUUUUAAGGAACCUUGACUGUAUACUAUUGUAUACCUGCUGUAUUGUACGGGCAGAUGCUUGACACACAAAUGCGCUUCAGUUAAGCUCAAGUGAAAUUAACCUGUACAAUUUGAGGUCCAAGUCAACAAUAAGGCAAGGUGCCAGAGUUGCGUUGAACUGACGAUUUUGUCAAUUGUGUAAUCACAGUGUGAUUGGUGCUGGAAGUCCUCAUUUCCUGCCACCUGCAGUUGUAAGAAGCAUACUAGUCAUGUAAACGACAGUUUUGAGAAGCAAUGAAUGUUAAAAAAGCCAAAGACCUAGAUACAAAUCAAUUUCUGCCAAGUUAGAUUUCCCCCUGUGAAUGUUGGGUGACUAAUGUUGUGAUAUUUUGUAUACUGGCGACGUGCUCUUUUCUUUAUUGUACACUGUUCUUCUGACUGGGCUUAAGAAAUAUACUGUUUCCAAAAACCCACUUAGUUUAUUUAUGACUUCAGUGCCUGUAUUUUUUUGUUGGAAACUGCAAUUUUCAUUGUUAGUUGCAGGGGGACCUUGUUUUUUCCAUCUAUUUUAGAUCAAAGCUUAAAUUGGUUUCCUAACUUUACUUGGCAAGGCGGCUUGUGAGAAUAAGUAAUUGUUUUCUCACUUGUUUCUGUGAUCUCUGCAAAUAUGUUUGAAGUUGUAUGUAGACGUUCUGAAGACGCACCAAGGGUACAGUGUGUAUCCCCUGUGUGGUAGACUCUGCAUGUAAUCCCUGAUUAGCAGAAAAAUAAGUGUAAAUGGAAACGUGCUUUGAUUAAACUGGGUUGCUGUUGAAAUCUGAUUCUAUUGAGUUGGACCUAAACUGCACCUGGUUCAGUAGAUUCAAUUGUAGUGUCUUUCUAAAAGUCCUUGGGAGAUCAAAUGGUAGAUGUUUGUUUCUGAGAUGUUUUGGUAGUUGGUUCUGAGAAUGGAAGCUCUUUUUGCUUUCCAUUUUAUUUAAAUGCCUUUUUGACCAACAGGUUUCAAGCUUGUUUAGUGUUAAUGGAGAAUCUUUAGUAAAUUAAUUUAUUUUAAUGUAUUUAUAGAUAACUUUUUGAGUUUUGUAUUACGUUUAAUAUAUUGUUUUUGUA
Molecule: messenger RNA, 2467 nt
Organism: Coregonus clupeaformis (lake whitefish)
Lineage: Eukaryota; Metazoa; Chordata; Actinopteri; Salmoniformes; Salmonidae
Product: mRNA decay activator protein ZFP36-like
Exons: 2
Coding region: 124-1305 (393 amino acids)
Molecular function (GO): metal ion binding; mRNA binding
Source: RefSeq, a predicted model, not a curated record